Molecule: messenger RNA, 369 nt
Organism: Limanda limanda (common dab)
Lineage: Eukaryota; Metazoa; Chordata; Actinopteri; Pleuronectiformes; Pleuronectidae
Product: histone H2B 1/2-like
Exons: 1
Coding region: 1-369 (122 amino acids)
Cellular component (GO): nucleosome
Molecular function (GO): DNA binding; structural constituent of chromatin; protein heterodimerization activity
Source: RefSeq, a predicted model, not a curated record
AUGCCGGAAUCAGUGAAGGCUCUAGCGCCCAAGAAGGGCUCCAAGAAGACCAAGGGCCCCGGUAAGACCGGCAAGAAGAGGAAGAGCAGCAAGGAGGUCUACUCUAACUACGUGCACAAGGUGCUGAAGCAGGUGCACCCCAACACCAGCAUCUCCACCAAGGCCAUGGGCAUCAUGAACUCCUUCGUGAGCGACAUCUUCGAGCGCAUCGCCGGGGAGGCCUCCCACUUGGCUCAGUACAACAAGCGCUCCACCAUCACCUCCAGGGAGAUCCAGACCGCUGUCCGCCUGCUGCUGCCCGGGGAGCUGGCCAAGCACGCCGUGUCCGAGGGCACCAAGGCCGUGACCAAGUACACCAGCUCCAAGUGA